AUGCAGGAUAUGGUCCGUGCUUUCCCUCGGCCGAGACACACUCGGGUCAUGAAGCCUCGUAGUGCUGGAAACAGUCCCUCAUCGGCAAUGAGAAGGCGAGCAACAGUCAAUCAAAAUGUGAUGCAUGCAAUGCCCUCACAAUACCAGCCCUCCUUGGAAGAAGCCCUGUUCGCCUCGGCGUCUCGGAACUCACGCCCGACCAGCUGGCAUCCUUCAUCGGCAAGAAACCGGGGUCUUUCGAACCCGCAAUACUACCCCGAUUUCACUGCGGACAACUAUGCCGGCAUGGGAGCCUUUGAUCAACAAUAUCUCCCUUCGGCCGUCUAUGGGGGCGAUGACAUCAUGGCAUAUCCCAUGACCGCCGACGCUGCAUUCUCGUCCAACGAUUACUUCCCCGUCUACUCUGACAUGCAGGAUGAUUUGCCACUUCCACAACAGACCCCGGCACUUUCAAUGACUGGCUCGCAGGUCGAGCCAAUGACCUGGGAUUUCACCAUGCCCGAUCUAUCAGUAAUGCACCCAACAUCCGAUAACUGGAAUUUCGACAUGCUAUCGAUGGGCACCAACAUCCCCCCACCAGAAACAACCUGCCCAAGCUACGUCAGCGUCCCCUCACCGGGUGAGAUGAGCGGGCCUUCAACACCGGACUUCCUUCCUAUUCAACAGUUUGAGGACAAUUUCCAGCCUCCCGUCGAGCUCAAGAAGACUGCCAAGGCCGAAGAGGAACUGGUCGGCAUGGGCCUCUACAGUCAGCCCAAUGGAACACUGGCCAAGGCCCCGCAAAGCAAAGCAGGCGAGGGUCUCAAGCUUGAAGAGACAUUCACUCCAUCCGAUGAAGACAAGGACGGCGAAGCGGAGACAGAUGUCGAGAGCGACGAACAACAACCAUCGCCCCAGCAACCAAAUCGCUACAACGAACCUAUGCAGAUGGCUCAGUCGAACUUCAUUUCCAAACAGCAGCAGCAGCCGAAACAGGCUUUGAAUAUGCUGCAGCGAUCUUUCUUUUUCGACCACGAUGAGGAUCAGCAAGCGAUGACUGCCGCUCAGCCUUUUGCGAGCUUGAACCAGCCUUGUAUGAGCUAUGGGUAUGGGUGGAUCUAA
Molecule: messenger RNA, 1101 nt
Organism: Penicillium soppii
Lineage: Eukaryota; Fungi; Ascomycota; Eurotiomycetes; Eurotiales; Aspergillaceae
Exons: 1
Coding region: 1-1101 (366 amino acids)
Source: RefSeq, a predicted model, not a curated record